UCCUGACACACACAGACGGAGAUACACGCAUCGAGAGACAGACGACAGGAUACAAAGCUCACAACUUCCACUGAGAGAGAAGAAAUAAGGAGUAAGGGGGUUACUGGGAAUACUGGAAUACUGCUAUUUCCACUGAUUGCUGACUGCACAUCUCUGACAGAGACAUUUCAAAGAUUUAGGGAACUUUCUAGAGGAUCAGCUGGCUGAUUUCCUGUCUGAAGAACCUGCUGAGUUUUCAGCCUCGCUCAGAAAUGGCUGCUCAGGUUUGUCAAGCAGAGAUGGAUUUCUUUUGUCCAAUCUGUUACAACGUCUUCACAGAUCCUGUCUUGUUGUCAUGUAGCCACAGCUUCUGUAAAGACUGUCUGCAGAGAUGGUGGGCAGAAAAACUGAUUCAUCAAUGUCCAGUUUGUAAAAGAAGAUCUUCAAGAAGUGACCCACCCUGUAACUUGGCAUUAAAGAACCUGUGUGAAGCCUUCUUACUUUCACAACUUUCUCUAGAAGAGAAAGCUUCUGCAAAGUCUGAGGCUCUCUGCAGUCUGCACUCAGAGAAACUAAAGCUGUUCUGUCUGGACCAUCAGCAGCCGGUGUGUCUCGUCUGUCGAGAUUCAAGAACACACACCAACCACAGAUUCAGUCCCAUCGAUGAAGCUGCAGAGGAUUACAAGAAGGUCCUCAUGAAAUCCCUGAAGCCCUUACAGGAGAAACUGGAGACCUUUAAUCAAACUAAAGUGAACUGGGAUCAAACAGCAGAACACAUUAAGGAGCAGACUCUACACACUGAGAUGCAGAUUAAGGAUGAGUUUAAGAAGCUUCACCAGUUUCUAGAAGAAGAAGAGAAGGCCAGGAUCACUGCACUGAGGAAGGAAGAGGAACAGAAGAGUUCCAUGUUGAAGCAGAGGAUCGUAGCUCUGAACAGAGAGAUAGCAGCUCUUUCAGACACUGUCAGGGCCACAGAGACAGAGCUGAGAGCUGGAAGUGUCUCAUUCCUGCAGAACUACAAGGCUGCAGUGAAAAGAGUCCAGCAGCGCCCCCUGCUGGAUGAUCCACAGCUGCCCUCAGGAGCUCUGAUAGAUGUGGCAAAACACCUGGGCAACCUGACCUUCAACAUCUGGAACAAAAUGAAGGAGAUGGUUACAUAUUCUCCUGUGAUUCUGGAUCCAAACACUGCAGAAUCCCACCUCUUUGUUUCUGAAGAUCUGAAAAGUGUGAGAUACCAACAGAGAGAGAGACAGCUUCCAAAAAACCCAGAAAGAUUUGAAUACUAUGCCACAGUCCUGGGAUCUGAGGGCUUUGACUCUGGGACUCACAGCUGGGACGUUGAAGUUAUUAAUCAGGCAGACUGGGGAGUGGGUGUGAUAAAAGAAUCUGUCACACGAAAGGGAAAGAUUCCGACUGGAUACUGGGGAAUAUGGUUCUGCGAUGGUAAAUACAAAGCAUACUCUCCAUCGCUGACAGAUAAAAAUCUCUCUGUGAAGAAACCACUCCAGAGGAUCAGAGUUCAUCUGGACUGGAACAGAGGAAAGCUGUCAUUCACUGAUCUGGAUACUAACACAAACCUUUACACCUUCUCACACACUUUCACUGAGAGGCUGUUUCCAUACAUCAACACUAUAAAUACAGUGCCAAUAAGGAUAUCACCAGUGAAAGUCACUGCACAGGUAGAGAUGUAGGCUGAUGAUGGUGACAUGUAUCAGACUAACACACUUAACCAACAUGUAUGGAGGCACUGGAGGUGUACAUGUAGAGAUGUGUAAAGAAUAGCCAUGUUUCAUAUUGCAUACAAUCACUAAAGCUUGGGAAUUUUGUGAUGGAAGUUAUUUUGAGUUUGCAUGUUGUAGGACAAAAUCCAUGUAUAAACACGUGAAACAAAAAUUAAAUUAGUAAAUUCAACAACUUCAGUAACACUAACAUAACAU
Molecule: messenger RNA, 1916 nt
Organism: Larimichthys crocea (large yellow croaker)
Lineage: Eukaryota; Metazoa; Chordata; Actinopteri; Sciaenidae
Product: zinc-binding protein A33
Exons: 1
Coding region: 252-1670 (472 amino acids)
Biological process (GO): protein ubiquitination
Molecular function (GO): zinc ion binding; protein binding; ubiquitin-protein transferase activity
Source: RefSeq, a predicted model, not a curated record